This is a messenger RNA of Helobdella robusta, 4258 nucleotides long. RefSeq lists its product as hypothetical. The coding region runs from base 1 to 3141 and encodes 1046 amino acids. Lineage: Eukaryota; Metazoa; Annelida; Clitellata; Rhynchobdellida; Glossiphoniidae. The transcript has 9 exons. The record is from RefSeq and is a predicted model, not a curated record.
AUGCAGGGUGGACUGGCUAAGGAACAGCAAGGAAAUUAUAUCAUAACAGUAUGGAAUGCUAUUGAUCAAUCCAAUUUGAAACAAAUUUGUACAGAACUUGUUAAAUGCUGCAGCAUGAAUCAAUCUGAUGUUUUACUCGCCUUUGAGAACUUGAAACUUGAAUCUGAAUUUCAAUUUAACAAAGCAAGAAUAAUAAUGACAGAGGAGCAGAAAUGUGAUAUGAAGAGGUGUCUGUUGGCCAACAAUGCUUCCUCCUCUAAUCCUUUCAUUCCAUUCAAAAAACUUUCAUUCAGAGAUGCCGACUGUAUCUCAUCAUCAUCAUCAUUUCGCGGCCGUCUACCUAAGAAUGAAGCUGACCGCGAUGAGGAAGAAGAAGAGGAUGACCAUUACCAUUAUAACCGUACUGGCAUGAAGUUUGAUUAUAAGAAACGACAUAACAUAUAUAAGAGAUCGGGCAGUGGUGACGACCAUCCCUGCAGUCCACGAGCUCUGCUUGAAAGAAUGUUGCGUCAUGCAUAUUAUAAGACAAAUGAAAGGACCUCAAGCGAAAAAGACAUUGACGAUGAUGAUGUUGAUGGUGAUCAGAAGGUUUGUGAUGGAGCUGAAGACAGCGGCAAAGAUGGAAAUGAUGGAAAGCAAGCAACCUCCCCGCCGUCCACCAACUCCAACAACACUCUUGAGAGGAAGCGCAAGAGUUCCAAUGAAAAAUUCAAAGAUGAUGACAUGGAUGCGAGUGUUGCCGACGAUGAUGAUGAUAUGUUUAAUAAUGAAAUAAAAAAGAAAUGCUUGGAGAGAAGACGUGAUAAUGAUGUUUGUGAUGACGUCAUCAUGAACGAUCACGGAGACGUUGAUGUUGAUCACAAUGACGUCAUGGAGGAUGAUAUUGGUGCUGCAUCUGACCACAACAUCACAGAUGAUUCGCAAAUGAAGGAUCAGCAGAAAUGCCAGCCUGAUGGCUCUCCUAACAAUAUUUACAACGAAGAAAACACGGAGGCUUCGAAAAAUCAAAAUAAGACACCUGACUCCAAUGAUAUCACAAAUGACAAUUUGGUAUCAAAUUUUGCCACCAAGCAAAACGCUUCCAGCAACUCUCCAGUCAUCACAGAAUCUUUGAACAACAAACCGCCUCAAACCACUCAAUCAUUUGACUCAGACAUGCCCAGUCUCGAUGAAUCAAGUUUUUGGAUGGAUGGGGUUGUAGUCACUCCUACUACCGCCUCAUCUGUCGGGGUCACUUCACUUUCUCCCUCCCCUCCUGAUCUCAAAAAGGAAAAUCCCAACUCUGAACAUUCAGUUAUUAAAUACGAUGCUGGCGUGGAACUAAGUGUCAGAAGCGACCAGUCGGAGUUAGAUGUCGGCGGUCCGACUGCAUAUUCUCCAAUCAAAAAUCAAAACUAUUUUCCUAACAGCGUAAGAAACACGUUGCAAGAAAUGGAAGAUGAGCAAUGGUCAAAUUCUGUAAAAAACAAUUCAGAAGACGACGAUUGCACCGUUGUGGCUGUGGAACGAGCGGCUGGCAGUGUUUCAGAGACAUCUUUAAAAUGUGCAUCUCACGCAAUUCAACCGUCUCAUGUAUCGUCUUGUCAGAGAAAUGACCACACCGUUGUCGAUAGGAACAGUUUCAGUUAUCCUUAUUCUCCUCAGCAGCAGGAACCGCAACUUCCCAUUUUGCCCUUCCCCGUUUACCGAAAUAUCAUCAAUGACAACAGCCAUCCUGUCGGUGACGCUAUGAUGAAUCGUCACCUUCAUAAUUUACAACAACCACAAAAAGCCGUAUACAAACAUCAAAAUGUACAUGCGUCAUCACAAGAGUACUGCUCUAAUGAUGCAUAUAUGAAAAAAACUAAUUACUCUCCUGAAGAUGUUGUUAAUGCAAGACCUUUGGACAGCACUAACUUCAGUCGGCAGUGUCAAAGUGUGGCUCCUUCGGUCGGUGGUGCCAUCCAGAAAUCUAACAGAGCCAAAAAAUCUUCCAAGACUAUGAAUGAAAUAAAUGCAAAUGAUAUUGCCAAGAAUUCUGGCAGCAUCGGUCAAGAAAGAUGUAGCUCUGUUUUUAGCGAUGUCCACACAGGCAGCCAAUACGAUAAUCAAACGAUAUUCAACGGCAACCAAAUGAUGACCCAACACCAGUUAGCCAAUAACGAAGUUGGUCAUCAUUCGAGGUCUGCCAUUUAUCACGAUCUCAUGAACCACAACCGGCCCGCAACACGCUGUGGACUUGAAACGACAACAUUCUCCCAGCAUCAACAAUUUACCUCUUCGAAUUUUCCCAGUGGAAUGUCGCAAAGUCAGCGUUUGUUGCAUUUAAACAACAACAACCACCACAACAACAACCACAACAGCACCAGCAGCAACAACAACAACACCAACAACAAAAGUAACAUUAGUGGUUCAUUAUUAUACUUAAACAACGCUAGCAACAGUAACAACAACAACGUCAUCAACAACCCUAACAGUCAAAAUAUCUCGCAAAUGGAAUGCAUGAUAAGCAACAAUAACAAACAACACGAUCUCCUGUUGCAGCAACAACGUCAGCAACAAGCAGCCUAUUUAAACCCAGCUGCUUAUUUUGCCAAACUCCACCAGUUCCAUUCGGAGUUUACCCACCCUUUGCAGUACUCGUCCUUUUUCACGCACAGCACCUCGCCUUCCCCCAUCGACAUGACUCUUCAUCUUCCUGCACCCAGACCCACCAACAUCGGCGCACGCAAAAACGCCUCAUCCAGUUUGUCACUGCAACAACAGCACCAACAGCACCAACAGCACCAGCACACUCGCGAAUCCAUGAUGUCCAACAUUGAUGUACUCCCGCCGUACAAAGUUGCUAACUUCAAUCCUUACGCUGGCGGAUCUGUCGUCGUGGAUCCACGCAACCUCAUCCAGAGGGCCAAUCCAGCUGCCAUCUUCAACCAACAACAAAAUGUCGCCUCAUCAAUGUUGCCAGACAGUCUCAACAAUAACAACAACAAUAAUAAUCAUAAUAAUCACAAUAAUAACAACAAACAAUCGGAUUUGCAACAACAAUCAAAUUAUUCUAGCUAUUCAAACGGAUCUAGACCGAUUAAAUCGUUAGCAUUCGCAUUCACUUUUGGCUUUGAUGUUGUGUACAGAUACAGAUCCACGGCAGAGUACGAUGCUUGAUUUUGAUGAAUCGUGAUUUCGAAUGUUAAUGUGCCAUUUUAGUUUUCAUUUCAACAUUUUGUAAUAAAAGAAACAGCCAUUUCGUUAGUUCAUAUACGGGCCCAGGCGUGUAAAUAGACGAAAAAUGGUUAUAUCUUCACAAAUAUGUAUGUGCAUUUUUGUGAGAAUAGAGAGAGAAAGAGAGGAGAGCGGGAGAGAGAUCAGAGAAAUUCAAUGACUUGUUUAAAAACUCUUGAAAUUUUCUGCAGAAGAUAAACAUGUUAGCUAUUUGUAACGUGUUUUCGUAUGCCCACUUAGAAUACAACUGUAUAUUUAUUUUAUAACUUUGAUUUGAAAAUAUUAUCGUUGAUAUGAAUUUUUUACAAGGUUUUCAAUCAUGAAUAAACUGUUAUGAACCUCAUAACUGGAAUUUUUUUUGUUUUUUUCAAUUACAGUUGUUCAUGUUAUGUUAUAUGCAAUCUCAGUUUAUAUUUAAACUACUAUUUAAGGACUUGCACGUAGCGUUUAAUUAAUAAUUUAAAUCUUAAUACAAAAUGCACUUUUUAUUUGAUAUAAGAUUUGUUUUAUUUUAAGUGUGGCCCUAUUUUUUAAGAUUUAUUUCUGAAAUAUAAUUGACGCAAUAAUUUGAACGUUGUAAUAUAUAUUUAGUACUCAAAUGGUAAGGAUUGGACAGAUUGUCAAAUUUAUUUUAAUGUGUAACACAGAUGUUAAAUAGGUUCGAUUAUUAAAAAUUAUUUUUAAAUAAUGCGAAUAUAUUGGGUAUUAAGCAGUUGUGCAUUGAAGUAUUAUAUGUAAAUGAUGACUAAUUGGUGAAAGCAAGCUGGUAGUACCACUUCCCAUUAACAAAUAUUUGUAUGAAAGCAAGUGGUCAAGUCUCAUUUUUAAGCUUUAGUUGCGCAUCGAACAGAUGUUACCAUGAAAUGUAAAUCUAGUAAAGUAAGAUAUUUAUAAUAGUAAGAAUUUUAUUAAUUUGCUCUUUGGCUCAUUUCAUUAUUAGUUGUGAAACUCAUCCAAAAGCAUUUUGAAUCAAAGACUGAUAUUUUAGAUUUAUAAAAAGACUAUGAAUUUUUUAAUCUAAUUUUUUAAAAAUUAACUGCUAAUAAAAGAUUUCUUCUGA